AUGGGUUCCAUGAUAGCUUCGAAAUUGGCAGCAAUGGCGCCGCACCGGGUUGCGUCGCUGGCGUUGCUAAACACCACCGGAGGAGGCUACCAGUGCAUCCCAAAGAUUGAUUGGCACACGAUAUCGCUUGCAUGUCGUUUUCUAAGAGCAAGAACGCCGGAGCAAAGAGCCAUCCUCGAUCUUGAAGUCCACUAUACGAGGGAAUACCUUGAGGAAGUUAUUGGAACAAGUACCAGAAGACAAAUGCUUUAUCAGGAAUAUGUUAAAGGUCUGUCAUCCGGUGGCAUGCAAUCCAGAUAUGGAUUUGAGGGGCAAAUCAAUGCUUGCUGGACACAUAAGCUCUCUCCAACAGAAUUAGACAGGAUUCGCUUCUCAGGUUUCCUUGUUCUAAUUAUUCAUGGCAGGGAUGAUGUCGUUGCUCAGUUGUAUCAUGCAAGGAGGCUUGCAGAAAAUCUCCAGCCUGCUGCUAAGCUGGUUGAGCUCCGUGGAGGCCACCUUGUGAGCCAUGAAAGACCAGCUGAGGUUAAUAUGUCCCUCAUGGAGAUGAUAAAGGCAUCAAAUUCAAACACAGACCUAGAGGAGUGGUCAAACCUUCCAAACAAGUCUGAUGGUCUUCUUCUAUCUGGAUCAGCAAGUUGUCUUACCAAAAGAGACGAUGACAGAGUGAAUUACCUCGUCUUUACAUACAAUCUACUCGGGAAGCUCCAACUUAUUUUUCUCUUCGUCUUUGGAGUGUUCUAUGUUAUUCUUGAACACGUGAGGAGAGUUGUAAAAAUUUUGAAGCCUGUCAGGGUGUCUGCUUCCACCUUAUAGAGUAAUUAGCAAGUCAACUAUUGUAGUCUAAGUUCUCUUUGCUCCGGGAAACUGUGAAUUUAUGAAGAGAUACAGUCCCUAGCACUUCC
Sorghum bicolor (sorghum) is the source of this 902-nucleotide messenger RNA. RefSeq lists its product as uncharacterized. NCBI's taxonomy places the organism in Eukaryota, Viridiplantae, Streptophyta, Magnoliopsida, Poales, Poaceae. The transcript has 8 exons. The record is from RefSeq and is a predicted model, not a curated record. The coding region runs from base 1 to 813 and encodes 270 amino acids.